AUGAGUUCGACCACAUUAGAUGUUAUUGAUAUCGAUGAUGAAGAUUCAAACAAGUCAUUACUUACUAUCAAUCUAGUUGUUGAUAAAGGUUCGACGUCAACAACAUCAUCAUCAUCAUCAUCUCCCGACAACAAUACAGAAACAACAGAAACAGUAGACAACAAAGAAUAUUUAACAGUAUUUAUUCAAAAAGAUAAAUGUCUUCAUUCAGAUGUACCUUGUUUUAUUUCAUCACUAAAGACACAACUAUUAAAUACACUCAAAGAGUUGGAAGACUUUGAAUCAAACCACAAAGAGUAUAGCACAAAUUCAAAUUAUUCAUCUUGGUUAAACUAUUUGCAAUCCUUUCAAACUGAUAAAAUAGUACAAUCAAAUGUUUAUCUAACUAUUCCAAAUAAUAAUAAUAACAAAAUAGAUAAACAUGUUGGUGUUGUUGAGAAUACAGUAGUUGUUGCUGGCUCGAUAACAACAACCACCACUGAAUCAACCACAACUACUGAAUCUUUGGCCACUCCCUCAACAAAUAAUGUAGAAGAAGAAGAAGAAGAAGAAGAAGAAGAAGAAGAAGAAGAAGAAGAAGAAGAAAAAGAAAAAGAACAACAACAAGAGUCUGCUUCAUCUUCAACAUUGAAUGAUGGUGAAGACACCAAACCAAAUGAAGAAAAGAAAAAGAUGAGUUUAAAGAUUACAGAUAUUAAAUUAAAUACUACACCAACAGAUGGUGAUAAUAAUAAUAAUAAUAAUGCUAGCACGAUAUCAAAUUCUCUACCACCUUUGAUGUUAUCAUCAUCAUCAUCAUCAUCGUCUAAUCCUGGAUCACCUUCAUUGUCAUCUACAUCCAAGAGAUGGACAUCAACAAAACCAACUGGGUCAAUGUUUUUUGCAGGUGGUUCUAGUCUUGGAACAAUUCCUGGUGGAUUACCAGGUACAACAACAACAACAUCAACUGGUGUUGGUGGUGGAGUACCAAUGUCGCUAAGAGAAGGUUCUUCAUUAUCACUUCGUAGUCAAAUGGCUAUGAGUAGUGGAGGAGGAGCAGCUGGAUCAAGUAUUGGUGCCAGUCUUGGUACAAGUGGUAGUAGAUUCUUUACUCCAAGAGAAAGUGUUAAUCUAAGUGGUGGUGGUAGUGGUGCACAAUCAUCAUCUCCAUUACUCAUUUCUAAAACAUCAUCAUCAUCAGAGGAUCAAGAUCAAGAUCAACAACAAAAAGAACAACAACAAGAACAAUCGGAUAAUCAAACGAAUCAAAAUAAUUCAUCACCUACGAGUGCAGCAGCAAUGCAAACCUAUGACAACUGUCCAUCGGUUCAUGACGACUAUGAAGAGGAAAAGGAGAUUCCAGCAUUGGCUGAAUCAUUUGAAACCAAUGUGAUUGUUUUGUUGCCGUGUAGACAUCACAUCAAGGUACCAGCAUCGAGUAUUUCGACGAUUGAAUCGAUCAGACAGCUGGCAUGGGCAACCGCCAAGAUGCAAGGACACAGGAUAAAGAAUAAUCUGAAAGCUUAUUUCUUCAAGUGGAACAACUCGGAGAUUUUGUUUGACAAGGAGUCGACUAUCAAGGAUUUGGUUGUGUAUCCUCCAUCGUCCAUGUUUGUCAAUGGAACACAGACGAGCAUACGAUUCGAGUUGAUUGAAAAGGAUACCAUGUGCAAGGAGCGACUUGUGGAUCUACAGGCAUCGGAAAUCAACGGGCGUCCGUCCUAUUGGAAAGCACAUAUUGACGAAGUCAUCACAUUCAACCGAAAGAAUAGAAUGUUGGCAUCGUUGGCACGUGAUACACCCGGCUCGAUAGAAAAUGCCCGUCUUACACCAUACCCACCUCCCUCUACCAUCCCAGAGUUUUUCGUCAUCAAGAUCCAUCUCCGCAACCAAACCAAGUCUCUUCGUUGCACACGAAAUCAUACUGCAGAGACACUCAUGGCAAUCCUCUCUGAAAAAGUCAAAAACACAUUGCCUUUUGAUCCUUCGCAAUGGCGAUUCCUCAUUACUGGAAAGUACCAAUACAUUCGUCCAAAGGUACCUCUCUUGUCGGUCGAGUUAGUAGUAGAGAGUAUAAAGAGAACGGGUGAGGUCACUCUAACGAUGGUCGAGUUGAACGAGCUUGGGUUACGUGAAGACAUUAGAAUGAGUAAUAUAUUUGACCAGAAUCCAAAAUAUGCACACAGACAAUCACCCAUACUCGACAUUAUUUUCAGUCACAAGAAACAAAAACAUAAUCGACAGGCGUUGGGAGGUAGUACCAAUACUAGCAACACUUCUUCUCCGAUUGGAUCGAUUUCCGACUCGUUACCUUCAACUCCUCCAGCAUCUACAUCCACCACUUCACUACCCGAUAUUUACAAUCUAUCGCUGUCACCACAACAACAACAACAACAACAAUCAUUAUCAACAUCGGCACUACCAGAUUUACAAAAUGCAAUUCAACAACAAGACGAUAUUACACUCCCAACUACAACCAUCAAUGCAUUAGAGAUUCAUGAAAACUUCCAACUCCGACUACUUCACGCACACGAAAUUGAUUCGGCCAGUGUAAAGGGUCACUUUAGUACCAAUGAUAUGUCAAAUAUCAUGAUCUAUGUGGAAUUUGGUAUUUAUUAUGGAGGUUUAUUGAUUGCACCAACCGUUACAAGCAAACCUAUACCAUUCCAAGACACUAUAGUAUGGAAUGAAUGGAUUACACUACCUAUUGCACUAUCUUCGAUUCCACUUGGAUCGAGAUUAUGUUUCUCUAUCAAUGCCAAGCAUCGUGACAAUAAUGUUGCACUUGGAUGGGUGGGUCAUCGUAUCUAUGACUCGGAGAAUCUUUUUUAUACUAGUACACCCUACAGUCUUUUGCUUUGGCCAGGCAAGGUCAACCCAAUCGGCACCUGUGUAGAUAAUUUACAAUCAAAGGAUCAGGCCAUCAUCAUUGCCUUUGAAUUCCACGACUAUUCCACUCCACACAACAUUCAUUACCCCGACCUACUGUUGUGCACAGCUCAAGAACCAAUCCCAUCCAUCGAUAUAGGUGAUCAUGAAAAGGUCAACCUCAUACUACGUCAAGAUCCACUCUACUCACUCUCUGAAGACGAGAAACAAUUAAUGUGGAAAUCUAGAUACUAUUGUCAAACACUUCCUCAUUCACUCUCUAAAUUACUUCAAUCUGUACAAUGGACAAAUAUCAGUCGUGUUGGUGAAAUGUUUAGAUUAUUAAAUAAUUGGCCUUUAUUAUCCCCAAUUACUUCUUUAGAAUUAUUAGAUCCAAAGUUUGCAGAUUGUAUAAAAAUUAGAGAAUAUGUAGUAAAAUGUUUAGAUCAUAUAACAGAUUAUGAAUUGGAAUUAUAUAUGUUACAAUUGGUACAAGCUAUUAAACACGAUUGUUUCCAUGGAAGUGCACUUUCAUUGUUUUUGCUUGGUCGGGUUUUCCAAAACACUUCUGUAUUGGCACACCCAUUCUUUUGGAAUUUAAGAGCCGACUUGGACAAUCAAGAGGUUAGUGAAAGAUUCAGGUUGUUGACGGCGGCAUUUUUACGAUUUACUCCACAUUUGCACGAACCAUUUAAACAACAAAUACAAACACUUGGCAUUCUCGAGGGUAUUGCAAAGCAGGUUAAAGAAGUGUCUCUAGAUAAGAGAAAACCUUUAAUCGAAGAAUUGCUUCGAGCUGAAAAGAAUCUACCAUCAUCGCUCACUGUACCAUUUGACCCGACCAUCAAGGUAAUGGACAUUAUCCCCGAAAAAUGCAAAAGUAUGGAUAGCGCCAAAGUACCUCUAUGGGUAGUAUACAAAAACAGAGACCUCCACGCCACCAACUUUCAAAUGAUUGUGAAAACUGGUGAUGAUCUUAGACAAGAUAUUCUAACGUUGCAACUACUCAAACUUAUGGAUCACAUGUGGAAGAGUGAAGGAUUGGAUUUACAUAUGACCAUCUAUCGUUGUAUUGCCACUGGUAUGGGUACAGGACUCAUCGAAGUCGUUGGAAAUGCUGAAACAGCCGCCAAGAUUCAAGCAGCUGCCGGUGGCAUGACUGGUGCAUUCAAGCAAACACCCAUUGCCAAUUGGUUAAAGAAUGGUAAUCUCACUGAAAACAAUUAUCAAAAGGCUGUUACAAAAUUCACUCUAUCAUGUGCCGGUUAUUGUGUUGCCACCUAUGUCUUGGGAAUCGGUGAUCGACACAACGACAAUAUUAUGGUAGAUAAAUUUGGUCAUCUAUUUCAUAUUGACUUUGGACAUUUCCUUGGUAAUUUUAAAACAUGGGCAGGAUUCCAAAGAGAAAAGGCUCCUUUUGUAUUAACACCAGAUUUUGUAUAUGUAAUUGGUAACAAGGAUUCACCAAACUUUCAAUUCUUUGUUGAAACUUGUUGCAAGGCCUAUAAUAUUCUCAGAAAGAAUGACCAUAUAUUUUACAGCAUGUUUGAGCUGAUGUUAAGUACUGGUAUCCCAGAACUUAAAUGUGAGCAAGACAUUAUGUAUCUUCGUGACAAGUUUAGAAGUGAUCUCAGUGACGAAGAAGCAUCCGAACGUUUCACAAAACUAAUCCAUGAAUCAAUUCAUACUCUAACCACUCAAGUUAACUUUGCAAUUCAUAUUUUUGCAAGAAGUCAUUCUCUAAAAGAAAAAUCAUCAAAUUAA
Messenger RNA from Cavenderia fasciculata, 4611 nucleotides. It is a transcript of the gene pikC, whose product is annotated as phosphatidylinositol-4,5-diphosphate 3-kinase. Lineage: Eukaryota; Evosea; Eumycetozoa; Acytosteliales; Cavenderiaceae. The transcript is spliced from 6 exons. Gene Ontology annotation, biological process: cell migration; phosphatidylinositol-mediated signaling; phosphatidylinositol-3-phosphate biosynthetic process. Gene Ontology annotation, molecular function: 1-phosphatidylinositol-3-kinase activity; 1-phosphatidylinositol-4-phosphate 3-kinase activity. Gene Ontology annotation, cellular component: phosphatidylinositol 3-kinase complex; plasma membrane; cytoplasm. The record is from RefSeq and is a predicted model, not a curated record. Bases 1 to 4611 code for a protein of 1536 amino acids.